GAGGAGGAGGAGGAGGAGGAGGAGUUCAUCUCAGCUCACUCGACUAUCUGUCUCUGACAACAUAAUUGGUUCCUUCAGGCGUUGUUUUUUUUAAUCCAUAUUAAAACUUCUUGCAGUCUGCCACCACCAGCCUGCCAAGUUCUGGAGCUGAGGGGCGCGGCUGCAGGGACCGGUGUCCAAGUCCCAAAUCUCUGUUUUGACUUGCCCUGAGAAAGUUUCGAGUCAAAGCACAAAAGGACGGAGGACUUUAAGAACACCCCAUCACCUCCUCCACCUCCUCUACCACCAGCGCGCACCAAGUUCAACUCGUUAAAACGCAUUAUUAUUAUUCCUCCUCCUCCAGUGGACGGCAUUGGUCGCUCUUGUCUCUGGGAGAGGAUUCAGGAUUUGGGUGUUUGUUGGAGCUGGCUGCAGAUAAGAUGGGAUGGACGAGUUAACAAGACAGAUGGACUUCUCAGGAGACUUGUCAGGAGACUUGUCCGGAGACUUGUCUGGAGAAAGGGUUGUGACAGAAACUAUAACCACCACUAGGAGACUGACUUCCCUCCCUCCAAAGGGAACCGGCGGAUCAAAUCACAGGAAUAUGUCCAGCAGUGCUGGAGGGCUGGGCUUGGAGAAGAAUGUCUUAACCCAGAACAGCAGUGGAACUUAUUUCUCCUCAUCCUCUGUCGGUGUGAACACCAACAGCUACAGCUCCUCCUCAGGAGUUUACCUGGGGGGAGACUCCUCAGGGGGAGGCGAUGGAGGACUGGGGAGUUUCUUGGAUGGAGAUGGGUACGGAAGCGGAGGAGGAGGAGGAGGUGGAGGAGGAGGAGGAGGAGGAAGAGCAGGAAAAGCAGGAAGCGGGGGCAGUUAUCUCGUGAGUUCGGUGUCAAAGGUCAGGUCCAGCUCGUCAGGCGGUGGCAGGAGAGCACAGACCGCUGGCUCGUCAGGAGGCCUGUCGCCAGGUUUCCGAGAGAGGACGAUUAUAACCAGCCGCUCAGGAGGUUAUGACGGAAGUUCCAGUGCAAAUUCCUCCCCAGAAUUUACUCGUAAAGAUUAUGGAAACUACUGCUCCAGCGGUGCAAGAGGGAGGAGCGAAAGCAGAGAGAGCGAGAUCAGAGCCAGAUUACAAAGUGCCUCUCCCACCGCCGGCAGAUGGACGGAGCUGGACGACGUGAAGAAGCUGCUGAAGGGACGCUCCAGCAGCGUCAGCCCCACUCGCUCGUCCAGCGCCUCCACCACCCUGCCUCUCCCUAAGAAGGUCAGCGCGGAAGCCAAGACCGUCUCUGUGGCCACGCAGUCGGUGUCUUCUGCAUUUGGCUCUGGUGUGAGAACCGGUGCAUUCAACACCAUUGAUGCUUCAGGCCUGUAUAAUACCAGUCUGCCAUCUGGGCAGUUUGAUUCUGGCGUAAAAUCAGGCCAGUACGAUGUCACUCUGAUAUCAAGCCAAUAUGACACUGGUGUGAAAUCAGGACAGUUUGAUUCUGCUGUAAAAUCUGGCCAUUAUGAUGUCACUGUGAAAUCAGGGCAGUAUGACACUGGUGUGAAAUCAGGGCAGUAUGACACUGGUGUGAAAUCAGGGCAGUAUGACACUGGUGUGAAAUCAGUCCAGUAUGAUUCCAUGAGGUCAGGACAGUAUGAUACUGGUGUAAAACUGGGCCAGUAUGAAACCAGUGUGAGAUCAGGUCAGUACGGCGGCAGCAUGAGAUCAGGUGAAUAUGACACGCUGGACACCGUACUUCCAUCUUUCUCCUGGUCCACCUCCACGCUGCCCUCCCCCUCCGCCAUGGUGGUCACCGGCAACACCAGCAGCCACUCGUACCAGGUCGGCACCAACAACAGGUCUGGAGGAGUCUCACCGCUCAGCCCCACCUCGCCCUCGUCCCUGUCAGUUUACGGCUUUCAGAAUAAUCUGGCGCCCACCACCGGCACCGUGCUCACCACCAGUGGAGCCAACGUCAGCGCCAACGUUGGAGGUUAUGGCGUUCAGAAAAAUGUGUCAACUGCGACCGGUGUCGUCAGCUCUGGAGUCUCUUCAGUCACUCGAACUCAAAUUGAUGAUACGUAUAAGAACAAGUACUUGAUCUCUGAGAAAGAGAACGUUUCAGCUAAGAGGGACACAGAGAGGCUCAUUCUGGCUAAAGACAGCGGGAAGCAGUUCACCAGCAGCAGCAGCGUUCAUGUAGGAGGAGGGUCACUAUCGGGAGAUUCAAUAAAGAAAGAGAAGCUUAUUUCCAGCUACAGUGAGACGGCUCCACUGAAGUCUGAGACAGGCAACACUUACUAUGGAUCCUCUGGAGUUGUGAUGAAAGACAAAGCCACCUAUGCAGAGAUCCACAGGGACGACGGCAACUUCGGCGGCGGUGGAUUCUGCUGCUGCUCCGACGCUUGUUGCUCGUGGUGGAAGUGGCUGCUGGGCCUUCUCCUCCUCUCCCUCCUCCUGCUGGGACUUCUCUUCGGCCUCAUCGCGUUGGCUGAGGACGUGAGAAAGCUGAAGAAUCGAGUGGCUACCCUGGAGGCCGAGUCGUCCGUCUCAGCGCGUACCAGUCGGCUGUCAGGCUCUUCUGAUUCCAACAACAACUUGCUUGUGGUCGGUGGAGGUGGAGCUGGAGGAGGUGGUGACGGCACUGACAGCACAGUAUACCUGGACGCUGGAGGUAGAGGCUCAGGCUCCAAAACACGAAUUGGAAUUGCAGCUGGUGCUGCCGGCUCCACAGGUGGAGGUGGAAAUGAUAUCAGUAUCAACGGGGAAGGCUAUGGUGGUGCUGGAAGUGCCGGUGCUGGAAGUGCCGGUGCUGCCAGUGCCGGUGCUGGAAGUGACAGCAGUAGUACCAGUGGUGCCCGUGUUGCCAGUGGUACCGGUAGUGUCAGUGGUGCCCGUGUUGCUGGUGGUGGCAGCGCUGGAGGUGCCGGCACCAGCUUCAGCGGCACCUCCGGCAGUACAGGCACCAGCUUCAGUGGCUUUGGUACUGGUGUGAGUGGAGGACACGUUGACGCUGCCUCUUUCCAGGCGAUGAUUCAGCAGAUGCUCAGAGCUGAAAUGCAGUCACAGACAUUCAGAGCGUUUCUGGUAUCUUCAGCGCAGGGAGAGCGAGGACUUCCUGGACCUAAAGGUGAUGCUGGUUACCCUGGUACUCCAGGUCCUCCAGGUAUGUUGGGACAUGCCGGCCCAGAGGGUCCUAAAGGACAGAAAGGAAGCUCAGGUGAACAUGGGCUGGAGGGGCAACCGGGUGUCAGGGGUCGAGACGGCCUGACUGGCUCCAGAGGUGAGCCAGGUCCUCCAGGCUUUGGAAUGAAAGGUGACAAAGGGGCUCCUGGAGAUGCUGGGGUUGGGUCUGCUGGACCAAAAGGUGCACCCGGAUCACCAGGUGAACCUGGUGCUCAGGGUUUCCGUGGUGAGGCCGGGCCACCGGGGCCUAAAGGUGACAGAGGGCUCCCUGGAUUUCAAGGACUUAAAGGUGAAACUGGUGAGAAAGGUGUCAGAGGAAUGCAAGGUGACCCAGGUAUAUCAGGAAUGCAUGGUCCAGCUGGAGAGAAAGGAUCCAAAGGGUCAAUGGGUCUUUCUGGACAAGAUGGUGCCAAAGGAUCAAGAGGUGACCAAGGACCUGCCGGCCCCCCUGGACUCAGGGGUCCUGCUGGGCCUCCCGGAGACGCCGGUCUUCCAGGAGGACCUGGGCUUCAAGGACCACCAGGAAUACCAGGAAAUCCAGGACAUCCUGGAGCCAAAGGUGAAACUGGUCAAGCAGGCAGAAUCAUCAAUGCAGCUGGUUCCACUUCUGUUGGCAUCCCAGGACCACCUGGGCCUGCUGGUCCUCCCGGCCCUGCAGGAUCUCCUGGAUUAUCAGGUCCAAUCGGCCCUGCUGGUCAGCCUGGCCAGCCUGGUCCUAAAGGUGACAGAGGAUAUAAGGGAGACCAGGGAGAACAAGGAAUAACAGCGAGAAGGACCGAGAGUUUAAGUUCAACCAGAGCUGAGAGUCAUUAUGGAGAAAGUGGAACCUUAAGAUUUUCUAGCCUACCAGGGCCACCAGGUCCUCCUGGCCCACCUGGACGUCCAGGAGAUUCGAGACAGGGACCUCCAGGACCACCUGGGCCUCCAGGUCCGACAGGUUAUGGAAGACCAGGACCUAAAGGAGACAGAGGAGAGUCAGGCUUUUCAUCCAGUUCUGGAACAUAUUACACUGGACCACCAGGACCACCUGGGCUUCCUGGACCUAAAGGAUCAACAGGUUCUCAAGGACCAAGGGGCUAUCAAGGUGAAACAGGACAGCCCGGUGCUCCAGGAAGACCAGGAAGCUCUGAGAGAGUAUCGACAUAUGCUGCAGGAAGUGGGAUCUCUGGACCACCAGGUCCACCAGGGCCUCCUGGACAUCCAGGACCACAAGGAAUCAAAGGUGACACUGGAGCUCCUGGAAUUCCGGGUGCUUCAAGAGGCUCCAUCUCAGUCACUUCAGGCCCUCCUGGUCCUCCAGGUCCUCCUGGUCCACCAGGCCAGACGGGCUCCUUCUCCUCUUCUUCUGAGAUGCGCCAGUACAUCACUGAAUAUCUGAGUAGAAGCCGGCAAUCCAGUAUCCCUGGACCUCCAGGUCCACCUGGGCCUCCAGGAGUCCCUGGAACCUUCUCUGGCUCAAUGGAGGACAUCUCAACCCGUAUUAUUGCAUACAUUCAAAGGUCUGGUUCUGGCCUCAGCAUCGGAGUUCAGGGUCCCCCAGGCCCACCUGGUCCUCCUGGACCUGGCUCUCGAGGCCUAUCGGUUGGUGAGCUCAUCAUCAUGCUUCAGAGGGAUGAUGUGAGGAGAUAUUUGUCAGGACCACCAGGACCACAGGGACCACCAGGACCACAGGGACCAUCAGGUGGACUUUCAGGCAGUUACAGUGCAGAGCAGGUCGCCAUGUACGUCUUCAACAUCAUGAAUGACAGAGGGAUUGCUCGAGGUCCCCCUGGGCCACCUGGAUUACCUGGACCUCCUGGUUCUUCUAGCGGAGGAGUGUCUGGCUUUAGUACCGUUACAAUCGACUAUUCUGCACUGAUGAAAAAUUCAGAGUUCCGCUCAUGGAUCAACUCUGCCGUACAACAAGGUCCUCCUGGACCUCCAGGUGUCCCAGGGCUGACUGGCCCUCCUGGUCCUCAGGGGCCACCAGGAGUCUCCACUGCCACCGUGUUGGGGGCGGGAGCUCGUGGCUACAGCAUGGAGGACAUUCAGCGCCACCUGCAGGGUUCGGGAUUCAGGGGUCUUCCUGGUCCUCCUGGUCCUCCUGGUCCACAGGGUCCACCAGGCAGUUACUCUGGCUCGGUUUCCUACAGUGGAAACCUCCCUCGGGAGAGUAUCCGCGCUGAAGUUCAGGAGUAUCUGACCAGUGACAAUGUACGUCGUUACAUCACCGGACCUCCGGGGCCCACCGGACCUCCAGGACCAAGGGGACCUCAAGGGCAACGCGGCGAGCCGGGUUACAGCCAGAGCUACGUGCAGAGCCAGAGUUACUCUCAGGGUGACGCCCGCUUGCGCUCUGAUCAGAGAGACAUCAGCAAACUCAGUGAGACGCUGGACUACUCCAACGUUGCUUUGAAAGUUACCGACUACAUCCGGAAUCAAGGCCUGUUGCAGGAGUAUCUGGUCGAGGGCCCGUCGAGGACGAACGUGAGAGCGAUUCAAGGACCUCCGGGUCCACCUGGCCCCCCCGGACCAGUUGGUUACAGCCGCGUCAUCGGGUCCUACGGCAACGUCACGGCUGACCUCAUGGAAUUCUUCAGAGCCUAUGGCACCAUCCCCGGUCCUCCAGGAAGCAUUGGACCAAAGGGAGACAGAGGAUACCCAGGACCCAGAGGAGAGAAGGGUGAUCCUGGACAGCCAGGUUUACCUGGAUUACCAGGGGCGUACACGAUCCAGAUUCCACACAAAGUGCAGAAGAGGGACACAGUCAAUAAAAUGCUGCGUCGUCGCCAGCUGCGUCCUCCUGCGGCAACGGGUGGCUGAAGGGUUAACAAACCACUGGAUCAUGUCAGAUUUCAUUUCCAUUUUACUUCACUUUUUUAUUUUUAGGCAUUCAGCAGCAGUAGCAAUGCAAGUAGUCAAAAAGAAAAAAUGCUCCUUAUUGUUUCCAUCUGUAGAAACGUCCGAGGACAGUUAGAGAAAAUAAAUGUGGCCAAAGAAUGCAUCAGUUUCUUUUAAAACUCCAGCAGAGGUAAAGAGUUCAGCUCCCGGUCAGUUUAUAUAAGACAGGCUUCAUUUUUCAUUUUCACAUGUGGGUGUAUGUUUAUUUCGCUGAGUUAGAAGCUUGUAUUCAAACAUUUGGGGCAGCUUUGUCAAAGAGAGGGUUUAUUUUUAAGUGAUAGGAAGCAAAUCGCUGAUAUUUUAGUUUGAACAUUUUCUACUGCUUGACUCCAGCGCCGGUGUACUUUUUUUAUUGUUGUAUCUAUUGAGGAUUAUAUUGUAUUGAGGAUUAUAUUGUUUUAAGUGUUACAUGUUGUAUCAAGGCAAACCAUUGCAAUAUUAACCACGUAAGUUAAACCAACCUUCAGUCUUUAAGACCCCUGGAAGUCGUCCAAUCAUUCACCACACACAAAUUCCAAAACAAUUUGCAUUUCUUAAAUUUAUGAAGCGAUAUGCCAUCAUCAGAGGCCGACACAGUCCCAGUUAGAGCGAGGGCAGUUUGCGGAGCACAGGUGGGGUUGGUUUGGGUCGACGCACAUUAAAAGUUUUUGUUUUUAAAUCACAUUUUUCUCAUGGUUGAAAGACAGGGACUCGUAAUCACUUAUAAAUGAAAGAUUUUGUACAAGACCACACUGAAAUUCAUAUAUUUUCUUUUUACCUGUAAGUGUUGAACACAUUAAAUUAUAAAAUGUUAGCAGA
Paralichthys olivaceus (Japanese flounder) is the source of this 6829-nucleotide messenger RNA. RefSeq names its product collagen, type XVII, alpha 1b (gene col17a1b). The record is from RefSeq and is a predicted model, not a curated record. Gene Ontology annotation, biological process: extracellular matrix organization. Lineage: Eukaryota; Metazoa; Chordata; Actinopteri; Pleuronectiformes; Paralichthyidae. Gene Ontology annotation, molecular function: extracellular matrix structural constituent conferring tensile strength.